Molecule: messenger RNA, 963 nt
Organism: Colletotrichum navitas
Lineage: Eukaryota; Fungi; Ascomycota; Sordariomycetes; Glomerellales; Glomerellaceae
Exons: 3
Coding region: 1-963 (320 amino acids)
Biological process (GO): fatty acid biosynthetic process; secondary metabolite biosynthetic process
Molecular function (GO): fatty acid synthase activity
Source: RefSeq, a predicted model, not a curated record
AUGUGCACCGCUGGCGUCCUGUCGGUGGCGAACACCCUGUUCCUUGUAGGCAAGCAGGCAGAAUUCAUGAUGACUGCAUGCGAGCCUGGGAGCCAUGCCAUGAUGUCCAUCCGUGGGGCCUCGGCCCAACACAUUGCCCAUCUAUGCCGUGGUAGCGAGACCAAAUUUCGAUACGAGGUCUCGUGCAUCAACGGACGCCAGGAUACCGUCGCAAGCCUAAGCCUCAAGUGUAUGCUUCUCGACGUCACCUUUGCCUUCCACUUGGCCCAAAGGGAUUCCAUCCUUGACGACUUUGAGACCGCCGCUCGCCGUGCCACAUUCAAAGCAUCCAAGAUUCCUGUACUCUCCUCUCUCCUGGUAGAAACCGUGGCUAAUAGACAAAUCACCAACGCGACGUAUAUGCGGCGGGCAACCCGCGAGCCUGUUGACUUCGAGUCCACAAUCAGGGCGUCUGAGACCAAGGGGUUGAUCGACAACAAGACUGUUUGGGUUGAUAUAGGGCCACAUCCCAUGUGCGACUCUUUUCAAUACCUUGGCGGCCUGGGGUGGGAGUCAGAGCCCCUUAAGACCAGCCCUAACGUGGUUUACUACAACUACGUUUGCAUGUUGCCUGUCGACGGCCAGACAGGCGCGUACAUAGGUAACAUCUAUCUUCUACGCGGCGUCAAGAUCAUGGGGGCCUACGUAGGCAUCAAGUUCAAGCGUAUCUCGCGGGCUCUCAUGACCGUCAUGUUUCCGCAACAGAACGCGAUAAAAGGAGGAAGACCCCCUGGUCACCGUCAGGCCGACGUCUUUUCUGGCCUUAACAACGCAAAGCUAUUCAGCGCGAUCACGGCUAUACCACGACGGCAAUAUCUAAUGCUCAUUAAGGAGCCUAGCGCAGCGCCAGUGCUAGCAAAAAGCAGCCCUCUAAAAACACAAGACGCUAAGCAACGUCUUCCGCGUAUGACUACAGAUAUCUAA